This is a messenger RNA of Ophidiomyces ophidiicola, 852 nucleotides long. RefSeq names its product CDP-diacylglycerol-serine O-phosphatidyltransferase (gene CHO1). Gene Ontology annotation, biological process: phospholipid biosynthetic process. The record is from RefSeq and is a predicted model, not a curated record. The coding region runs from base 1 to 852 and encodes 283 amino acids. The transcript has 4 exons. Lineage: Eukaryota; Fungi; Ascomycota; Eurotiomycetes; Onygenales; Onygenaceae. Gene Ontology annotation, molecular function: phosphotransferase activity, for other substituted phosphate groups. Gene Ontology annotation, cellular component: membrane.
AUGUCCCGCAGAAGUUCUAUCCCCAGCCCAGGUGCAAUGGCCACUGCCGGCUCAAAGCGCGAAAACAACCAAAGUCCCGGUCAGCUACAGCAAACCAUCUUCACCUACGAGAAUUGCAAUACUGAUAUCUCGUCAGCCCAAGAUAAACAAAAAAUGCUGCUCGCUGCGGAUGCAGGGCACUUUAGCAUGAUCAGGUUUGUUGCCUUUGACAUCCCAAAUAACAACGCCAGCUCAUGCGACCUUCAUGAUAGGGCCCUUCACCUAGCGGACCUGAUCACAGAAUUAAAUGGGUUUUGCGGAGUAAUGUCGAUAUUUUCCUCCAUGCGUUACUGUCUCGGAGAUCCAUCUCAAUUCAAAGAUUUAUGGAUUGCAUUGGCGUUCAUGCCUUUUGGGCUGUUUUUCGACUUCAUGGACGGGAAGGUCGCGAGAUGGAGAAGAAAGUCAUCGCUUAUGGGUCAAGAACUCGAUUCUUUGGCUGAUUUAGUAUCGUUCGGCGUGGCCCCUGCCGCUGCCGCCUUUGCCAUCGGGAUGCGCACCGCCCUCGAUCACGUCUUCCUUACAUUCUUCGUACUUUGUGGCCUUACUCGAUUGGCUAGAUUUAAUGUCACUGUCGCCACUCUUCCCAAGGAUAAAACUGGAAAGUCGAAAUAUUUUGAAGGCACCCCCAUUCCCACCACCCUAUCAAUCGCGGCAGCAAUGGCCUACUGGGUCUCAAAGGGCUGGGUGUUAGAAGAUAUACCCUUUGGAGUAAUCGCACGCGGAACGUCCUUUGAAUUCCACCCUGUCGCGGCCGUUUUUAUUCUUUGGGGCUGCAUGAUGGUUAGCAGGACUAUACAUAUACCCAAGCCGUAA